Messenger RNA from Gadus macrocephalus (Pacific cod), 3063 nucleotides. RefSeq names its product coiled-coil domain containing 135 (gene drc7). The transcript has 18 exons. Gene Ontology annotation, cellular component: motile cilium. The coding region runs from base 374 to 2905 and encodes 843 amino acids. The record is from RefSeq and is a predicted model, not a curated record. NCBI's taxonomy places the organism in Eukaryota, Metazoa, Chordata, Actinopteri, Gadiformes, Gadidae. Gene Ontology annotation, biological process: flagellated sperm motility.
ACAUUGCAAAACGCCCUUCUAUUAGGCCCAUAAUUCAAUCUGACGACAUUUGUUUUAUUUCAUUUUCAGAUGUUUUUAAGGCAUGAUAUAUGGGUUCGUUUUAUCAUAAAAACAAUUAAGUAAAGAGCUAAUAAUCGUGAAACCCCCGUAACGAUCCGAAUACUUGAUACACAACUUCCAUCGACGACCACGUCGUGACGCGCCGUGGUUGCCAUGGAUACAGUCAGAUACAAAAAGGACGUCAGACGGUUUCGUCUAAAGUAAAGUAGGUUUUACAUGUGUUUUCUAUGCGUUUAUGUUCCGUUUUAAUUCCCGCAACUUUAGACGUGUUGUUUGCCACUGUACGCCUUAGCGCCGAUCGUCCACAGCAAGUAUGGAGACCCUGCUGGAGCUCGAGGAAAAGGAGGAUGAGGGGGGAGGUAUAGAACAGAAAGAACUCAGCCCCCAAGAGCUGCUGGACGGGGAGAAGGCCGUCAACAUCAAUAUAACGAGUCCUGGAGACACCCCAUUUGGCCGGACCAAGCCGGUGAACUUGUCCGAAUGUCCCAGCGCCUACCAUCACAACUCACCUCAAGAAAAACAGCUGUUGGUUAUCGCUGACAACUUCAGCUCCCAAUAUUCACACAUCUUCCCCAGCCGCAAGCCCCUCUUCCUCUGCCCUUUGAAUGAAUGUGGUGUGAAGUCUCCUGUGUGCCUCAUCCAGAAGUUUGUGUCCACUACCCUGCGGAGCACCAUGCUUCCCUACUCCGGCCUCUACGACUGGGACAACUGUGCCUCCUUUGUAGCCGACCACCUGGUACUGCAAGCCCUGGAUCCUCCCAUAGAACCGCCCCGCCGUCUGAUCUCCCCCACCCUGCUACUGGAGACCCAGACGGGCACCUGCUUCGACGUCUCCACCCUGCUCUGCAGCCUGCUUCUCGGUGCGGGCUACGACGCCUACUGCGUCACGGGCUACGCUGUCAGGGAGAUGUGUCUUCUGGACCAGAGCAGGCAGGAGUGCCCCCUGCUGGUGGGCGAGGUGGAGGUCCAGGUGGAGGGUACCUCAGCAGAGGACGAGCGCCAGGUCAGGAAGUACGCGGUGAAGCCUCCCAGGGAGCUGAGGAGCAACUUUGAGAGGGCGCAGCAGGAGCUGAAGGAGCAGGAGGCCAGGGCCGAGCUGCUGAGGAGACAGCAGGAGGCUCAGAGACUCCAAGAGGAACUGGAGAGGUCUCCGCCGGACCCCCUGCAGGGCCAGAUGCUCCACUGCUGGGUGUUGGUGCUGGCCGGGAAAAGAGAGAUCCGGGACCACUUCUUCAUAGACCCCCUGACCGGCAAAGGCUACGCCCUCGGCGACGAGAGCUUCCUGGGCGUGGAGGCCCUGUGGAACCAGCACAACUACUGGGUCAACAUGCAGGACUGCGGCCGCGGCUGCUCUGAUAUGGAGUAUAACCUUGGGGAUACUACCAUGUGGGAGUCGGUUCUGUUCAGAAUAACUGAAAAGGAGGAAGAGGAAGAGCUGGAGGAGGAGGAGGUGUGGUCCGAGGAGCCCAAGCCCUUUGAGAUGCCGAGGUCCUGGGUGGACACCAUCGCUCUCUCCAAACAAGACCUGGAGAGACGCUGGCCCGGGGGCUCCAGAAGCACCCAGUACCGUAAGGCUAAGCUGGAGCAGUUCACCCCCUACCUGCUUCCAGACGGCCUGGUGACGCGCCUCACCACCUACACAGACCUGGAGUGUGAGGAGGUGGACGUGGUGAGGGAGUGGUACCAGAACAGACUGGACCACCUGGAGGAGAGGGAGCUGCAGAGAGCCACCAACGUCACCAUAGAACGCUUUAGUCCCGGCUGCAAGCUCAAACUCAAAACCCACAGCUACGUGUCCCUGGCCCCCGGGACGGAGCGUCGGAUGGACUUCCACAGCGGGGCGUGCCCCGACGGGCUGCUGCGGAGGGUGGAGACCCCGGGGCAGAUGGAGGAGACCUUUGACCACCGGGACGACCUGCUCUACUCCCGACACGUCUUCUACGCUCGGAGCCCGGAGGGGGGCAGCCAGGAGCCGGGCGGUCGGCCACUGGAGAGAGUGGUGGAGCGCUUCCACCGGGACGCGGCCAAGGCGGCCAGGGAGGACGUGGCGGAGCGGGUGUUCCUAUUCGCCGAGGGGAGCAUCGAGGUGACCUUCCACCUGGAGGACGACCGCAUCAUCCCCGUCCGGAGGAGCUUCGUCAAACCCAGGGUGUUACCGGACGGCCAGCGGGCGGAGAGCUGGAGGCCCGGCAUGGUCACCGGCUACCAGGGGGACCCGCACGAAGACCCUCCCAAGAAUGUGUAUCUGUAUGAGAUGCUGACAGCCCUGAUGGAUGAGGAGGAGAAAGUCGCUCUGCAGAUCAAACACUCUGAGACUGAGGUGAGAGAGAUCCUAGCCACCAGAGAAAGAGAGGAGAGUAACCCUGAGCUUCGAAUCUCCAUCUACGACACAGCUCGCAAUGAGAAGGUCCAACGCUACAGAGAAGACAUGAUACGCGCCCAGGAGGAGAGCCAGAAGCAGGUUAAGAAGGAGAUCGACCUCCUGGCCCCAUUCCUGGCCCGGCUGGGCGACCCUGAGGUCCUGAGCUCCCAGCAGGCCCAGAAGGUGCUGGAGGACUGCCUGGCCAACCAGAGAAUGAGGAUGAUCGAGCAGGACCAGAUCCUCCAGGCCCGGUACGAUAAGGAGACCCAGGCGCUUCAGCACGAACAGAAGCGGUACCAGAUCAACCAGCUGAACAUGAGUAAGGAGGAGGAGGAGCGGUACCACGCCUACUGCUCCGAGACCGUCUUCAAGAUAGGGGUCAUCAAACAGCGCCAGUCGAGACACAAGGAAAUCACUCCCCAGAAGCACCUGGCCCUUAAAGAGAAGCUCAUUCGGGACCCUCGAUUGGCCCCUCACCUGUGAGCCGAUGGGAGACUGAAGGGCCGGGGGCCCGACGCGGAGAUGGAUACGCUGGAAGCCCGAGACACAGAACCUCCAACGUUAUGGAGAAAAUGUAAAUCACAUGAAGAACCCUCGAUUCAGACCCCCUGUCUGUCUAAUAAAGAAAUAAAAUAACUCUA